This is a messenger RNA of Melitaea cinxia (Glanville fritillary), 1790 nucleotides long. It is a transcript of the gene crc, whose product is annotated as activating transcription factor of chaperone. The record is from RefSeq and is a predicted model, not a curated record. The transcript is spliced from 5 exons. Gene Ontology annotation, biological process: regulation of transcription by RNA polymerase II. Bases 294 to 1325 code for a protein of 343 amino acids. NCBI's taxonomy places the organism in Eukaryota, Metazoa, Arthropoda, Insecta, Lepidoptera, Nymphalidae. Gene Ontology annotation, cellular component: nucleus. Gene Ontology annotation, molecular function: DNA-binding transcription activator activity, RNA polymerase II-specific; RNA polymerase II transcription regulatory region sequence-specific DNA binding.
AAGGCAUUUGAAGCCCUAAACUUUGUCUAUUACUCAUCAUGGUUUACAAGUAGAAGGACGUGUUAUUUGUUUUCUUUUGUGCUAUAAAUUGCAUCAAGAUGGGUUUCUAGUUUUCUAAAAGUUUUGCACACCUGCGUGUGCCUUCACAAGUUAAUAAAAAAUGUUUGCCACAAUGGCGCCUUCUACGGACAUCUCUGUCCCUCGACAAAUACCAAAAUCAUCAAAGGACCUCGACCAAUCGACCAGUUGGUUUUUAUUUGACUUUGUGAGUAACGUCGACUCGAACAUCAACAAUGAGUACGACGAGUCAAUGGUCAUCUUCGUUGGCUUCGGCCGGCGGCCUCUUAACUGAUAAUGAAUGUUCUAUGCUGCUCGAAGUUGAUCUUUUUAACACUGAAGGAGAUCUCCUCAAGACCUUUCCGAGCGCUGCACCGAAGAUCGAUUCGAUAAAUUACCUUCAGGAUGACAUAUCAAACACCAUGUAUCCGCCUUCUCCUCCUGAAAUUAAACCCAGCCAAGCCGAACUCGCUAACGAUCUUCUGCAGCAGCUGGAAAACCAAUGCAAACAAGAAAACAUAUUCCAAAACUGGUUAGAAGAGAAAGUGGAGCUUCCCAUUUUCGAAAAUAUCUCCCAGGUGCCCGAGCGCGUAGAGUUGCCGCCACCGGCACACGCGCCCGCUUCGUAUCCGCAAUCUGUGCCGCAACCAACCGAAGAGCUCCUGCGUGAAUUCGAAACGGUGUACGGCGCCGUCGAGCUCACUCACCUCACGCCGCCGCAGAGCCCGCCCGGACCCGCCACACAGCUCCUGCUCAGCUACGCGCAGCAAGCUCAAUGCGCCUCACUCCCAUCCGCCCUUCAAUUAGCCCCUGCUGCCGACCAGUGGCAAGUCCCUCCCGUAGUUCUACCGGAGUACGACUGCGAUUCCCAGGCUCUCGAGGAGCUAGUUCGUCAUCGCGCCGCCCAGCUCGCGUCCCCGCAGCCGUCCCCCAGCAGCGGUUCCCCCUCCCCCCGCUCCAGUCCGCGCUCCUCCCCGCCCUCGUCUCCGCGCUCGUCCGACGAGGAGUGGUGCUCUUCUUCUCGCCCGAAGCCGUACUCGCGUAACGUCGACGACCGUCGCUCGCGCAAGAAGGAGCAGAACAAGAACGCGGCCACCCGCUACCGUCAGAAGAAGAAGGCGGAGGUCGAGGUGUUGCUCAACGAGGAGCAGGCUUUGCGUAAGCGUCACGUCGAACUUGGAGACAAGUGCUCGGACCUGCAACGCGAGAUCCGCUACCUCAAAGGGCUCAUGCGCGAUCUGUUCAAGGCGAAAGGUCUUAUAAAAUAAUUUCACGCUCUACUGGCCGAGUGAAAAGAUUUCAGCACCGCGCGAUACGAUCGCGGUAUAUUUGAAAAUUCGUUCAAACAGAAGUUAUGAAGUUUAAUAAAUUUCGAUGAUAUACCUAAAUAUAAUUUCUAGUUUAACCUAGAUAAGUUUAUUGUUUGCAUCAUAUAUCUAACUUCGAGCAGCAUAAGUCACACAUGUCACUUCGUCGAGGGCAAUAUCUCAGUAAUGUAACAACUACUAAAUUUAAAGGUGGCGCUGUCUUCUCAUCAUUCAUUUUCUUAAAUUUAGAGGAUAGGUUGCAUUCAUUGUUAUGAAAUGUGAACGACUAAUUAUAAAAAAUUACAGCAGCAUAUGCAUAUUUGAUCUUAUAUUUUAUUAUUUGUAAAAUUUGAAAUUUUAUUUAAAUAUAUGUAAUAUCAAGCCAUGUUCUAUUUUCAUACAAUAUAAGGAAUGCGACGGCGGAGA